AUGCGCCAAGAUUCUCUGGUCAACGACGGUCCGGUUAUUGCCGCUGGCGAGAACAAUGGGAGAACCUAUCACUCAUACAAGGAGGGCAAAUACAGCUAUUCCAAUGACGAAAAAGAGAACGAAAGGCUCGAUCUGCAACAUAACCUGAUGCUUCUCACCUUGCACGAGAAGUUAGGUCUAGCCCCGCCUAACAACCAGGAUUACAGGGUCAAGCGUGUGCUCGACGUUGGAACUGGCACCGGACUCUGGGCGAUCGACUUUGCUGACGAGCACCCCGACGCAGAAGUUCUCGGAACAGAUCUCUCUCCAGUUCAGACAACACAUGUUCUACCCAACGCCAAGUUUGAGAUUGACGACGUGGAAGAACCAUGGACGUACAGUCAAUCUUUCGAUUAUAUCCAUCUCUUCGGCGAAUGGACUGAGGAGAACUUCAUGGAGGGUAUCGAGGCUUGGACCCUUGCUCCAUUGACCAGGGCUCUGGAAUGGACGAGAGAGGAAGUCUUGGUCUUCCUGACACAGGUGCGGAAAGAACUGAGGGACAGAAGCAUACGUGCAUACCUUCUCAUCAAGCCGUCAGAUUUCGAUUUCUGCGGCGACACUUCGACUCUUGCAUCCUCAUCAUCAUCGCACUUCUUUCUCUCCAACCUCCCCUCAUUCAUCUCCGAGUCUUCACCCCCCGCCACCAUGACUUCUAAAGGAGUCUCGCUCCUGAAGUUCGUGGGAACUGUUUCCCUCGGUCUUCUGACUGGCCUCUCCUACUCCCUCUCGACUGUGACCGUCCCCUCGAUCCUCUCCCUCCCCUCCGCAUCCGACGCACUCCGAGCCUUCCAGAACCUCUACCCUAGCGCGAAUACCCGUUUGCGCAUUCUCACCGGAGUGUCCACCGCCUCGUUCCUCUUCGCCUUCUUCCUCUCUCCGCGCGCCUUCCGCCACCCCUACCUCGUCUACGCUUCCGUCCUCUGCCUCGCCUCCGGUGCCGCCGAGCAAAUCACACCCUAUGUCCUGAGCUCUCCUGAGUCCUCCUCGGAGGCUAUCGCCGCUCGUCGUCAGGCCCGCCGUGAACGCGAGGACGCCCGCAAAGCCGCUCGCAUCGCCCGCCAGGAGGCCCGCAUGGAGGCUAGCUACGAGGUUCUCGGCGACACCCACAGCGACGCUGCGAGCGACGGCGAAGCCGCCGCCGCCGCCGCUUUUGCCGAGGAGGAGGAGAACUUCAACGGCGAGGAGAUCCGCGUCGUGGUUGAUGGCUUCAGGAAGACCCAGAUUGUGCAGACGGCCAUCGCCUCGGUCGGUUUCCUGAUGUCCGUCAUCGGCAUCUGGGGCGACGGCGCCAUCCAGGUCUUCCAGACCGAGACCGUUAUUGUCGGUGUAUAA
Messenger RNA from Colletotrichum gloeosporioides, 1371 nucleotides. RefSeq lists its product as uncharacterized. The transcript is spliced from 9 exons. The coding region runs from base 1 to 1371 and encodes 456 amino acids. Gene Ontology annotation, cellular component: mitochondrion. Gene Ontology annotation, biological process: autophagy of mitochondrion. NCBI's taxonomy places the organism in Eukaryota, Fungi, Ascomycota, Sordariomycetes, Glomerellales, Glomerellaceae. The record is from RefSeq and is a predicted model, not a curated record.